This is a messenger RNA of Rotaria sp. Silwood1, 582 nucleotides long. Lineage: Eukaryota; Metazoa; Rotifera; Eurotatoria; Philodinida; Philodinidae. The record is from the annotation of a GenBank genome assembly.
AUGGAAAAUAGUUCUUUUAUAAUUAUUGAUGCAACUGUGGAGUCUCAAGCACCUUUUUUCGCGCAAAAUCCCAUAUUUCAAAGAUGGUUACGUGCUUUUAAUAAUGUAGCUGAAGCAUUACAAUUUAUAUCACAAAUAAGAUUACCAUAUAGUAUAAAUGUAUAUUUAGCAAGAGAUAAUAUUCUUGAUGAUGGUCUACCAUCAGACAUAAAUGGUCAAACACGUACUCUUAUUCAAACUGUAAGCGAUUUAAGAACAAUUCGUCAUGUUGUCAUAUUUACUCCUAAAAUGAGUGCUGGUCUUGAGCAACAAAUUCGCGCCAUUACUCCCGAUCCAAGAGUCAUUAAACAAGUUAUAUCUGUGAUCGAUUUACACUUUUUUAUAUGUAAAGAAGGUAUAUGUUGUUUUCAAGAAGAAAUGUCUCGUUGUAUCGUUACAAAAGAAGCACAUCUUAUACCAAAUUUAAGUCGGAAUAGAGAUGAAUUAUGGGAAUAUUUGGAAAAAGUCAAAAAUGAUCGACAACAAAUACUAGAUGCUUUGGUAGAAGAACAUUAUAAUAGGCCCGGUGAAGAACCAGAAUAA